AUGGCUUCGAUCAAUGAUCUGGCCACGGCCGCGGUAUCAGCGCUCGCCGAAGCCCCCCCUCCAAGAGCUCCGCCUUCCUCAUUGCCCGAUUCGGCUCAGAACCAGAUUGAUGAUCGCCAUCCCCGUGAACCCCCCGUGGCGCGGGGCGCGCUUGUAGUCCUCGAGGGCUUGGACCGGAGCGGCAAGACGACGCAGGUCAAGCUUCUGGAGCAGCGGUUCGUCGAGCUGGCGCGCAAAGUGAAAGUAAUGCGCUUCCCGGACCGCACAACGCCAAUUGGCCAGAUGAUCGACUCGUACCUCAAGAGCCAGGUCGACAUGGACGAUCACGUCAUCCACCUGCUCUUCAGCGCGAACCGGUGGGAGGCAGCUAAAACCAUCACUUCGCUCCUCAGCUCGGGCGUAACCGUCCUCUGCGACCGCUACUACCACAGCGGCAUCGUCUACUCGGCCGCCAAGCAGAACCCGUCCCUCACGCUGUCGUGGGCGCGCGCUCCCGAGGUCGGCCUUCCUCGGCCGGAUCUCGUGCUCUUCCUGGACCUGGACGAGUCGCAGGCGAGGUUGCGCGGCGGCUGGGGCGGCGAGGCGUACGAGAAGGCCGAGAUGCAGCGGCGCGUGCGGGAGCUCUUCUGGGGCCUGAGCCUGGGCAAGAUCGAGACGGCAUCUGUCAUUGCUGAGGAGGGCGCUGUCGGCCCGAAGGAGGAGCUCGCGGUUGGCCCGCCGACCACGCAGGCGCUGACGGGGACAGAGUACCGGUUCCGGCAGGAGGAAGAAGACCUCCACGUUGUUGACGCCAGUUCCUCUGUAGAAGACGUGGCUGAGGAGAUAUGGAAGGUGGUCAAGGCGAGGGUGGAGGCCGUCGAGAGGGGCGAGGUCGGGAGAGCAGUAAGGAAAGUCUCCUGA
This is a messenger RNA of Chaetomium strumarium, 900 nucleotides long. Its product is annotated as thymidylate kinase-domain-containing protein. Gene Ontology annotation, cellular component: cytoplasm; cytosol; nucleus. Bases 1 to 900 code for a protein of 299 amino acids. The record is from RefSeq and is a predicted model, not a curated record. Gene Ontology annotation, molecular function: dTMP kinase activity; nucleoside diphosphate kinase activity; ATP binding. The transcript has 3 exons. Gene Ontology annotation, biological process: dTDP biosynthetic process; dTTP biosynthetic process; dUDP biosynthetic process. Lineage: Eukaryota; Fungi; Ascomycota; Sordariomycetes; Sordariales; Chaetomiaceae.